This is a messenger RNA of Acyrthosiphon pisum (pea aphid), 1244 nucleotides long. RefSeq lists its product as uncharacterized. The coding region runs from base 315 to 644 and encodes 109 amino acids. NCBI's taxonomy places the organism in Eukaryota, Metazoa, Arthropoda, Insecta, Hemiptera, Aphididae. The record is from RefSeq and is marked predicted. The transcript has a single exon.
CUUAGCGGUUGUCGUCACGCGCAUCAACCGCGUCGCAGCCGCCGUCGUCCGUCGUAUAAAGAGCGUUCGCUCGUUGCCGACAGCUGCACAAACGUCUUCAAGCUCGCGACGUGACGACACUUUGAAAACAUAAUAGUUAUUAUUUCUUAUACGAUAUUAUAGUAUACGAUUUUUACGUUUCCGUCUAACGAUAGUGAGUAACUGUUUAUAUAAAAUAUAAAAUAAAUUCGUCUCUCGACCGUGUCAUCAACGGACACGCAUACAAUACACAUAUUAUAAUAUUAUAAUAUAAUAUCAUCAUCAUCAUCGUCAUUAUGCCGUGUCACGAAGUCGCACCGACCGUCAUGCAACAGUACCACGCUUACGAAGACGACAGAUCGUCUGGCAAAACGUUCGACUCCGACUCAGACUCUUCCGGAUCCGGUGAUAUGGCCACCGCGCAUUCGACCAAUGUGGUUCGGGCCUGCAGCAAAGGAAAGUGGCUGAAGACGCUGCGGACGAUCAUCGACAUGAUGGACGGCGGUGGAAGUGAACGUCGGCCGCGACAGGUCAAGACCAUACUCAGGCCACCGACCACGUACGUGUUCGUGAUCGGCAUGUCUGGACUACCGUCCAAGGUGGCCAUCUACCCGAGACGGAUGUGAGGGGACCCGUCGGGAAGUGGACGCCUGAUUUGACGACGACCGGCAGGCAAUCCGACAAGAUGCGAUGAAAUAUUACAAAAACCGGAUGCCACGAUAUUAUCAUAUUUCGUAUGAUUCACAUUGAUUUAUUUCUAGUGUGAUUUUGACCAGUAUUUUGAAUAUAGUCGUAAAUUGGUUUUGUGACUGAAUAUAAUAACUAUACAUUGUGACCCUCUGACGUUUCCUAUACUGUGUAUAGGUAACGAUCGUUUCGAUAUUUUCGAGACGUUUCUCCUAAUUUAUUUAUUUAUGCAAUUUGAAAUGUUUUUUUAUCGUUCAUUUCCAAUGGCGAUAAUUUUAUACAAUUUUUUAAAUUUUAUAAACGCUUUUGAUACGAUUAUAUUAUAAUUAAAUUAUUUUGUAUGGGGCAUGUCUCACGUGGUACUUAUCAAAUGUAUGUAAAAAUAAGAGAGAUUUGUAAUACUGAAAAAACGGGCCUAACUUCCGUGUAAAUAUGUAUCUAUAACUUUACCACGUGAUUUAAAUGUGUCUUGAAAAUUAUAAAUUAUUGUUUUUGACAAAAACUAAACAAUAAAAACAAAUUCUCAGCGUGAUAUGAAA